CAACAUAAAUUACAUUUAUUCACACGCUUUUGACUUUUGUCCCGGUUAGUUUGGAGUUUCGAUCGAUUUCCAACAGCUCUUGGGAUUUUAUUUUGUAGGCAAACCGGAAACGCAGUAAUUUUAAAACCGGCUGAGUAGAGUACAGGCAGAGGAGAGACGAGCCGGGAGGAGCAGCAGGAGGAUUGUUUCUGGGCUGGGAAAGGAGUCGCUGGGCUUGUCUCGCAUAGAGAGAAACGAUGUAUUUGAGUCACAGAAAUUGAGACUCAGUUUAGAGAAGAAAAGGGAGUAAAAGACAGCAGAAGUAGUAACGUGGGGAUAGAAAAAGUGCGCAGGAUGGGCGACGCUAUCUUUAAAACCACAGGAUCUAAGUGGCUUCUGCCUGUCAGUGAGUUCCUUGGUUUCCCUAUUGACCAGGUGAACUUUAUUGCAUGCCAGCUGUUUGGCCUGGCUGCCGCCUUCUGGUUCCGCCUCUAUCUCAAGCCCAGUCACUUUAAGCCUCUGGUCAGGCACACGGUCGCCACGGUCCUGGGCACUGCUUUUCUAGUCUUUUGCUUCGGAUGGUAUUCCGCUCAAAUCCUGGCCACUGUGGUUGUAAGCUAUUUGAUCAUCCUUAAAGCUGAUAUAAACCAUGUGCACAGGUACUCUAUGGUGACAGCCAUGGGCUCUCUGACAGUCUGCCACGUGAGCCGAGUCAUCAUCUUCAACUAUGGAGUCCCUUCCACAGAUUUCUCUGGGCCUUUGAUGAUGGUAACACAGAGGAUCACCACACUGGCUUUCCAGCUGCACGAUGGCAUGUGCAAGAAGAGCGAACAGCUGACGUCAGAACAGAAGCUAGCAGCCAUAAAGGAGCGGCCGUCUCUCAUGGAGUACCUGAGCUAUAACCUGAACUUCCUGAGCAUCUUGGUGGGGCCUUGCAGCAACUAUAAGGACUACAUAGACUUCAUAGAGGGGACUCACAUCAGCAGAAGGCUGAAGCAGCGCUCUGGCUCCUCCAACGGACACAACGGUUAUGAUAAAAGUCCGGAUCUGUCACCUCUAGACGCCGUCUGUCGAAAGCUGCUGGUCUGCUGCGUCUGCAUGCUCCUCUUCCUGAUUGUGACGCGAUCGCUGCCCAUAACGUAUAACGUUGACCCCGAUUUCAUCAACAACGCGGACUUCCUCACCAGGCUCACGUAUGCCUUCUUCUCCAUCCAAGCAGCCAGGCCCAAAUUCUACUUUGCCUGGACGCUGGCGGAUGCAGUGAACAACGCUGCAGGGUAUGGUUUUUUGGGCAUCGACGAGAACGGGAAACCUUCUUGGGAUCUUGUCUCUAACCUCAACAUUAUUGGGAUUGAGACAGCAACCAGUUUCAAAACAUUCAUAGACAACUGGAACAUCCGAACUGGAGUUUGGCUCAAAACGGUGUGUUAUGACCGAGCCCCCAAGCACCGGUUAGCACUGACCUUCAUCCUGUCCGCUCUGUGGCACGGCGUUUAUCCAGGGUACUACUUCACCUUCCUCACCGCCAUCCCCAUCACCAUGGCAGCCAGAGCUAUCCGGAAGAGUGUCCGGCACCAUUUCCUAAACUCCAAAAAUCUGAAGCUGGGUUAUGACAUUGUCACUUGGGCCGCCACCCAGCUCGCCAUCUGCUACACCGUCAUGCCUUUUCUUCUGCUUUCACUAGACCGCACUUUAAUUUAUUACAGAUCCAUGUUCUUCCAUGUGCAUGUCCUCAGUAUUUUGGCUGCCAUCAUCCUGCAUGGGAAGCAUAAACCCAAAUCUGCUUCCUCUGUCUCCACCAAGUCACCUCCUCCCAUCUCUUCCUCCUCCUCCUCCUCUCCAGAUCUGUGCCAGUCUGUUCCCUGCAACAACAACGACAAAGAAGCCUGAAAAUCCCUUCUUUUUUAUUCAGAUCUCCUCUUGGUAUUCUCUCAGGCACUCGGAGGACUUGAUCUUAAAACUAUUUAUUUAUAUUUCUGAGGGACGAUGAAGUAAAGAAGGCAAACCCUCCCCGUUUUCCUCAUAUCUCCCUUUUUUUGGGGUAACUUACUUGCCCAUCUCCAAACAGCAGCGUGCAGCAGGACAAUAACUGAAGCCAGCACAGUGGGAGAGCAGCUCGCGAGGCGGGACGAAUACCAGGACACACAACAACAGACUUUAGGACACAAAUAUGCACACGCUCCCUCAGACGUGCUCGUACUCGGAUGGCGCACAAAGGCAGCCCUUGUGAGGCCACAAAGAGCAGAAGAGCUCCAGCUGCACCCACUUCAUCCACAGGGUUUGUGUGUUUACAAAGCGACAUGUCUGGUGACCCCUUUGACUGCUUCAGUGUUCAACCCACUGCUUUUUAAAUCCAAGUUUAAAACAAGUUGAAUUGCAGAUGAUCCAGAAUGGAGAAGGAUUUGGACAAAAGUGUUUUGAUUUUUAAUCAUUUAGUUGGGAUCAUCAUCAUCUCUGCAUCAGAGCCAUGAACUAGUUUUUCUGUUCAAGAAUUACUCAAGAAUAGACAAUCUGUCAAAACCUCCCAAUCAUUUGGUGUCAGUAACAGACAUCUGGUGGCCGUCGGCGCCUCCUGACCUGAUCCGGACCAGAACCCCACAGGCAGCUUCUGAGACCACUGCUGCUGCAUCCCCACUUUCCAAACAGAAACUCGCAGCUUUUGUUGUCCACUAAUAUUUCAGUUUUUUCCUCUCUGUCUACACCUUUUACUUUGACACAAUCACAUUUGAAGUUUUUUUUUUAAGUCACGGUUAAGUUAAGCACCAGAAAAAGGCAACAAAACUGUGAAUUUACAGUUUUUUUCUUUGAGGUGACAAAUUUAUUUUAGCAUUUAAAACAAUUAUUUUGGGAUUAAUUUUUUUUAAUGUUGUACUGUUUGUACUCAUUUAUUACUCCAUCUCUGUUUAAUGAAGCCAAAAACGUAAAUUUAUUUUAUUUUGAAACUAACUUUUUUCCUAUUGGACUAGUAUGUUUUAAUUUGGUAAAAAUACAAACUUGUUUUAAACUAGAGAAUCAUUUAAUGCACAAACAAGUGGAAUAAUUAAGAUAAGAAGUGCAAUUAUGAGUUUUUUUUUGUAUUAUUUUACAGAAGAAAAUGUUUUUAAGAUUAUUUACUAUCCCAAAACUUGAUUAAAAUAAUUUAGUUUUUAAAGACAUUUACAGUUUUUUUUUGGAUGUAAGAUCUCUGUUUCCCCCAGAGCUCCUCAGAUCUGUUUUCUUCUGAAUUGCUGUUGUAAUCAGCUGGAAGCUGAUUGCAGAAACGCUCCUGAAUCUCUGGGAGUUCUAUGAGGUGAAGCUCAAUCCAGAUUUGUCAUAAAAAUCUUUAACUUAUUCUUAGUUUUUUAAAAAGCUUUGUUUUCGAGCGACCUAAUACUGUUAACUGAGGUUUAUUUGUAUGUUUUGCAGACGUGUUGUGAGUGUGUGACUGUUUGGUAUUUUAUUAUACUCUGUACCAUUUUAGUAUUGUGUGUUUGGAUUAAAGAGUGGGUGCUAUGGAAGAACUCUGAA
Oryzias melastigma (Indian medaka) is the source of this 3486-nucleotide messenger RNA. RefSeq names its product membrane bound O-acyltransferase domain containing 1 (gene mboat1). Lineage: Eukaryota; Metazoa; Chordata; Actinopteri; Beloniformes; Adrianichthyidae. Gene Ontology annotation, cellular component: membrane. Gene Ontology annotation, biological process: lipid modification. Bases 334 to 1869 code for a protein of 511 amino acids. The transcript is spliced from 13 exons. The record is from RefSeq and is a predicted model, not a curated record. Gene Ontology annotation, molecular function: acyltransferase activity.